AUGUCAGCACGCGCUCCUACAACUCUUCAGAUUACUAAUGGUCACCAAGGCCGGACAGAUGCACCUGUGCUAAAGAGCAAGGAUUUUCAACUGACAGCUGAGGAGGCUCGUGCAGCUCCCGACGUGGUGACAGGAUCGUUCCUAGUGAGCGGUAUUUCUGCAUUUGUAUUGUUUGAUUCAGGGGCUAGCCGGUCCUUUGUGUCGCUUGCACUUAGAAAGAGGUUUGUUGGAGCUCCGAGGGAGCUGGAUUGUCCGUUAGAUGUCGAGAUUGCAGAUGAUCGAUAUGUUCGGGUUGUAAGGGUUCAUCGGGGUUGUACUCUUCAUUUAUCCAGCGAGCAGUAUCCGGCCGAUUUGGUUCUCAUUCCUUUGCGUGGGAACAAGGUUAUUGUGGGUAUGGAUUGGUUGAACCCUAAUGGGGUAGUGAUCGAUUGUGAGCAGUAG
Molecule: messenger RNA, 441 nt
Organism: Lactuca sativa (garden lettuce)
Lineage: Eukaryota; Viridiplantae; Streptophyta; Magnoliopsida; Asterales; Asteraceae
Source: RefSeq, a predicted model, not a curated record